Messenger RNA from Cygnus olor (mute swan), 9243 nucleotides. It is a transcript of the gene TFDP2, whose product is annotated as transcription factor Dp-2. Gene Ontology annotation, biological process: regulation of transcription by RNA polymerase II; regulation of cell cycle. NCBI's taxonomy places the organism in Eukaryota, Metazoa, Chordata, Aves, Anseriformes, Anatidae. The transcript is spliced from 15 exons. Bases 702 to 2033 code for a protein of 443 amino acids. Gene Ontology annotation, molecular function: DNA-binding transcription factor activity, RNA polymerase II-specific; RNA polymerase II transcription regulatory region sequence-specific DNA binding. The record is from RefSeq and is a predicted model, not a curated record. Gene Ontology annotation, cellular component: transcription regulator complex; nucleus.
UGCGCCGCCGCGUCCCCUCCCCUUCCUCCCCGCCGCCGCCGGGGCCUGCGGGCACCGGGGGCUGGCUGGGGGCCGGCAGUAGGAGGCCUGUCCCGCUUCUCCUCGGCGAGGGGCUCGGCGGCCGCGGGGGGCCCCGCCGUGAGGGCCGCCUGUCAGAGCGGGCGUGCAGACAAUGGGGGAGCGCUCCCAGGCGAACUGCCUGAGGCGGGGAGGAACCGUACCUGCGGGAGAGCGCACCGCCCGGUGCCAGCCCUGGGCUGAGCCGCGGGGAGAGCCCGUGCCGGGGCCUCGGGGGGCCCAGCCCUGCGGGGGCUUUGGUUGGCGUUUUCCCUGUCAGAUCGUGAUCUGACACAGAUAGGGGGCUGUUUGGAUUCGUGUAGAUUAACAGGAUGUUCAUUUUAAAGAUUACGUGAAGAUGAAAAGGGAUAUCUUAUGGUUUUACAGAAUAUAAAGCAAUACUCUGACAUGACGGCAAAAAAUCAUUUUUACAGGAUUUCAUAACCAGAUUUACUCAGGCCAAGAGUGUUAGCCCAAGAGUGUUCUAUUGCUGCUAGAAGGCCCAGGAAUGCUUCUGAGUGUGUAGAGCUGCAGGGUUUAGCAAUGUAUCUCUGGGUUUCUGCAGCCUGAAACAUGCUUUGAAUGUAAGGGUAAGAAGGCACCAAAACAGUAUUGAGAAAUGGGGAAAAAAACAGCAAAUACUCAUGGUGGGUGUGACUUCCACAAAUGGAGACUUGAAAGGAUUUAUAGAUCAGAACCAGAGUCCAACAAAAGGUAAUAUUUCAAUAAUUACAUUACCAGUUUCCAGCACGAACUCCCCAACAAAGAUUCUGCCAAAAACCUUAGGACCAAUUAAUGUGAAUGUUGGACCCCAAAUGCUCAUAAGCACAUCACAAAGACUGACCAAUUCAGGGAGUGUUCUGAUUGGGAGUCCAUAUAACCCAGCUCCAACGAUGGUCACGCAGACGCACAUAACAGAAGCUACUGGCUGGGUUCCAGGGGACAGAAAGAGAACGCGAGAAUUUAUAGAAUCAGAUUUUUCAGAAAGUAAAAGAAGCAAAAAAGGAGAUAAAAAUGGGAAAGGUCUGAGGCAUUUUUCAAUGAAAGUGUGUGAAAAAGUUCAACGUAAAGGAACAACUUCAUACAACGAAGUUGCUGAUGAGCUGGUGUCAGAAUUCACAAAUUCUAACAGCCAUGUAGCUACAGAUUCGCAGGCUUAUGAUCAGAAAAAUAUUAGACGGAGAGUUUACGAUGCCCUUAACGUGCUGAUGGCAAUGAACAUAAUUUCAAAGGAGAAAAAGGAAAUCAGAUGGAUCGGCCUUCCUACAAACUCAGCUCAGGAAUGUCAGAAUCUAGAGAUAGAAAAACAGAAGAGGAUUGAACGGAUAAAAGAGAAGCGAGCACAGCUACAAGAACUGCUGCUGCAGCAAAUAGCAUUCAAAAACUUGGUACAAAGAAAUCAGCAAAAUGAACAACAAAAUCAAGGCCCUCCAGCUUUGAACUCAACAAUACAGCUGCCUUUCUUAAUAGUCAACACUAGCAAAAGAACAGUCAUUGACUGCAGCAUAUCAAGUGAUAAAUUUGAAUACCUCUUUAAUUUUGAUAACACUUUCGAGAUUCAUGAUGACAGUGAGGUGCUGAAGAGAAUGGGAAUGUCCUUUGGACUUGAGGCAGGCAAAUGCUCAGCUGAAGACCUAAGAACUGCAAAGUCACUGGUGCCAAAAGCUUUAGAAGGCUACAUCACAGAUAUGUCUGCUGGAUUUUCAUGGAUGAACCAAGGAUUACUUUCAAAUUCAGCACAAGCAAUUUCACAUUUAGAUGUAGCAGGAGGCACUUCUGAUUCUAAAUCAAGUGAGAAUCCAGGGUUGUGUCUGGAUGCUGAAGUGGCCUUAGCAACCGGGCAGCUUCUUGCCCCGAGCAGUCAGCAGUCCAGCAGCGCAGCAUCACGCUACUCUGAAUCACGGGGAGAAACUCCAUGCUCAUUCAAUGAUGAGGAUGAAGAGGAUGAAGAUGACGACUCUUCCUCCCCAGAAUAAAGACAGUAGAAAAUGGAAUACACAAAAUGCUGCUCAUACGUAUCCUUAAUGGGAGCUCCUGUUUGGAUUUUACUUAAGUCUCUUGCCUUGGUUUGCACUGUGUUCAGUGAAGCAAAACAGAAGCUUCAAAACAAAUUCACCCAAAGCUGAAAUUGAAAACUUUUUUGUAGCUGAACAGAGCGACAUACAGACACAGAGCAAAGUGGGUUUUUUAAUCAACUAUAACCAAGGAAAAGAACAAAGUCCCUGGAGAUCUGGCAAAGAAAACGUCAUGAUCAUAUUUUUCAUUUUGGGACUUUCUGUCUCAAGUCUCUUUCCUCUCCAUCUGGUAAAGAUAAGGGAAAGAGGUAAAGAUAAGGGGAAGAGAACACAUGCCGAUUCUCACAUUGUCUUUUGGCUGUGCUACCUUUAAAGAAAAAAAGAGGGGGAAGAGAGAGAGCACGCACACGAACACACUAAAAUAGCUAUUUAAAACUCUUGUAUGAAAAUUAUUGUAGGGAGAAGGGGCUGUUAGAAUGUUUGCUUUUUUCUGUUCAACUUGCUGUAUAGAAGAUUCUUAAAGUAAUAUAAAUUGCAGGUGAUUAAAUGAAUCUUGAAAUAGUUAAAUCCAUUUUAGAUACUCUUCAAGUAACAUUAGUAUGUCUCUUUUCAAAGGUUCAUAUGUUCAUUUAUACUGCAGACCUAAUUUAUUAUAAAUAAGUGAUGAUUAUUAGCCAUUAUUAAGCAGUCAGGAUUAAAAUAGCAGUAUUCUCUGCACCAGCUUUUCUCAAGGAAAAAAAGUGGAAAAGUUUUAUUUCUAGAUUGCAGUGUAUCCCAUAUAGCUUCUCCUUUACUGUUCUAACUUUAUAAUCCAUCUGAUUUUAUAGCACAUGUAUUAACAAAGAGAAAAAAAAAAAAAAAAGAGGCCUCUAUGUUAAGGAUCUCAGGCAGUACUUUCAAAUUCAAGGUGAGUUGUUCACGUAACAAAAAGUUCAGAAUCUGAGGAAAAAAAUUAAAAUUUUGACAGCAUGUAAUUUAAUGUUUUGCAUUCUAGUCAGCUUGGAUUAUGACAGACUAAUUUGCUUUUAAUUAACUUCCACUGUGAGCACCUUGAUGCGCCUUUGAAAAACAUCAAUAUUGAACAACUACUUAAAGUACUUUGUGGCUAAAGUUACACAAAGUGAAUUCCAUUUGAACUGUUAAAUUAGAACAGGUGGCUCCAUGGUCUGUAUUUAACAUCACAUCCAAUCACAAAAACCUAUAAAAAAACCUUUGAAUGACAGCAAAACACGCUGUGGAUGUAGAGUUCUCAUGGUGUCCUAACAUCCAGUAUUUUAACUAGUCUUGAAGUGAACUACUUCUAUGAAGUAAAGCCAGAUAAAAAGUGUUACUUCUUUUUGUUUUUUAUACUGUAUGUAAGUAGUUGACCCUUAUAUUAGCUGUCAGAGCUCAAUGACACUGGCUCUGCUAUCUAGUCAGAGAUCAGGCAGCUCAGAAAACCACAUUUGCUUGAGCGAGAUCAGCAAAGCGUACCCCUCAGCUGCUCUGACCAUUGCUCCAGCCCAGCGUGGGGUACGUCCACCUGAUCUCUUACAGACACAUCAGCAUUCAAGCCAACAUGAUCCAAAAGCACUAAGGUAGGAAGAGAAACUGAGGCGUCAGCUAAAGAGCUGCCUGGCUGUCCUGCAGCUGUUAGCACAUGACACACAGGACAGGCAAAACCGUGUGGAGUGCACAAGUAAAUGCGCAGGUCUGUAUUAAAAAUUAAGGCAUCCACAUAGACGCUUGUCAGAUAAUUCAAACUCCUGCAUCUCUUGUAGAGUUAGGGCAUCACCAUUUUUAAGGCAUAGCUCUUCUUCAAGCAAGUAGAGCGAUCUAGCUUACACAAAGUUUUGCAGAUGCAAAAAAAAAAAAAAAAAAAAAAGAAAAUCUCAAAGGCCUACCAUGUUAUUCCCCAUCUAGGCAGGACUGUUAGGCUGUGCUAUGCACACGGUACACAGGCAGCAGCAGACUGAGGGAUUUACACCACCUCACUUCAACCAAAUCUGUAGCACUACCUCUAGAUGAAGAAAAGCUUUACUAAUGCAAAAUAAUAUUCUGAGAGAGUCAAUGUACUUGACAAACUUGUGAAAUAAGAGGAGGGAGAGAAGGUAACAGAAACUCCAGGCAUAUAAUUAGGGAAUUACUAGUUUCAUUAAUGGCAUUUCAUUUAAAAAGAUUACUGCUUUUAUUCUUUAAAAUACUUUUUUUUUUUUUUUUUUUGGAAAGUUGUCCUGUCAGCUUUCAUUGGAGAGGGCAGAUCAAAGAUACCUAAUAUACACAGGACAUCCUAAUGCACACUAAAGAGGGGAGCAUUUUCCAAAGUAAUUAUUAUUCACCCCCUAUUACAUUAUGGGCAAAAGUAACCCUACACUUCCUUCACAUUUCCCACUUAAUUUCUUCAGAAAACAAAAACACACCAUCAACACACUAAACAAUUGCUUAAGAGAAGCUUUGAACUAUGAGAUGUAGGCAAAAAAAGGCUUCUUGCCCAGAAACAGAAUGCAUUUUAUCAGUAGUCAUUGUGCUUUCUGCUUUGCAGGAGGAAGAUCUUCAGUAAUACCUUCCUCCUGUUGAUGUCUCUGUCUUUCAGAGCAGCAGACUGCACAGCUACUUGCUUUCUGGCAAACAAAGCUAUCAACUUUUUUUUCUUUUAAUCUAGGAGCACAUUUAUUUAGACAGUUGAACCAAGAUUUUAGAGGUUAUUUUUCUGAACUAGUUGAAUACAAAGGACUAAACAAGUUAGAACACACAUAAUAGACUUCAAAAGGAAAUUCUUUCCUUAGGAUUCUUUGUGCCAAGCUACAGUUGAGGAUGAAGUUCAACUGCAGCACUGUGGUCUUGUGGUUGCACAAAGGUCUGGGAACUGGGAGAGUUCUGGGCCUUUUCCAGCUUUAGUCACUCGUGUAUGACCUCAGGCAAGCCUUUCCGUCAUUCUUGUUGAACUUCAUUGACGUAUUUCAAAAAACAAAAAAAGCAACAAACAGGUAAAUGCAGGACCUCACUCAAUACAGAUGUUCAUCUGAACUGAGCUCUGAGCAAUUAAUGAGCAACAAGGAGAUUAAGAAUAUUAACCAACCGCACUGCUCCUGCUAAGCUCAUGGCAGUAGUCGUGCUUAGCUGCUUCAACAUGCAAGUUUCCUCUGAAAGGCAGCAGUAGGUAUUUUCCAGAAUAACGUGGUCAUUAGCAAGAUGGGUUUUCCUGUGUUGUAUUGAGUUACCGUCAUCCUCUACUGGCUUGCACCAUAUAUUCAUUGGUAGGAAACAUGCUGCAACUGGCACAGGAUGGCAACUCACAUAAGGCAGAGUUAGCAUUUGCGUUUUCAUAUACAUUCUAUAUAAGUGACAUUGUCUGCCUCCUGGAAUGCUAGUUCUUGGUUAUACAUUCAGAAGGCAAGCAGUAUAAUGCUGUUUGUAAAUGCUAUUCUAUAUCCUAAGUAAACAGCUUUAUUUCUGGACUUAUUUUAUGGUGCUUGACAAAUCUAAAUUUGACUUAAACUUGCUAGCGUCACAAACUAGGUGAAAAAAGUUGAGCGGGAGACAGCAUUUUUCAUUACAUGAAAAACUGAUAAAAUGUUUGUGGAUUUAGGUUUUUAAAUUUAUAUUGAACUGUGCCAUUGUCUUCUCAAUUCAGCACUGGAAUUAAUGGCAACAAUCCACCUACAUGGAUUGGGAUCACACCUGGUCUAAUGCCUAUAAGUAAAGGCUAAAGCAAAUAACUUCAGUUCAACUGAAGGCAUGGUUUUAACUAACUUAAUUUAACUAGCGCACACCACAAUUUAGAUAUUUCCAUUUUGGUUAAGGCUAUAGUUAAUGUCUGCUUUUUAAACUACAGUUUCCAAAUACUCCUAAUCCUUUUCAACAGCUGGAAAGUGCUGGGCAUACACCACUCCAACAGAAGGAUUUGUGCCGAACAACCAAGUCAGCCUCAAGUAGCAUGAUGUAAACAGGCCUAAUAACCAAAUUUUAAUCAUAUUUUAAAAACAAAUGGACAAAACAAACAGCUCAUGUUUAUUCAUAAAAUGAUGCUUGAAUUUAGAAUUCAACAGCUAAGGUUUUAAGUGUUCUGUGCUCUUUCUUCUGCCCACACCCACCAUUUUAAAUCUAGAGCAUGGAUGAAACUUUUUUUUUCAAAAUGACAUUUGAAUCUAAGCACUGGGCAAUGCUCAUUUUUAUAAUUACCUGUGUCUUGUUAGCUGAGCAUUAUAUCCAAGCACUUUAUAGAGAAGACUUUAAUUUUAAUAAGCUAAUGAUACUUGGGGUUUGGAUUUGAUUAAAAACAAAGCUAGUAACCACAGGCUAUACUAUUUAGUAAACAAACCAGUAGUCAUCUUCUGACUGACCACCUCAUUUGUAUUUCCAUUCACCUAAUUUUCACUGCAAGAGCAUCUCAGUUUCAGAACAUACGUAUUUUAAACAACCAGGUACAAUGAAGCUGGGAAGAGACUGUAUGAGCUUCUCAUAUUUUUGAUUUUAAAACUUCUAGCAAUAGUCAUACUCUGGGGCAACACCAUUCAGCUUCCUAGGAGCUUGGCUCACGUUGAAGACAGGAGUGCCGUGGCUCCGUCGCUUGAGGCCAGGCACGUUGUGCAGCUGAACACCACGACCCACGGCACUGGGAAGCCACUGGGAAGCCGUGCCUCUUGCAGCUCUGCUGAUCAACUGCAAAGAGGCUGAGACCAGCUGGUCUGUGUAUUGGUUUUUAAAAUACACCACUCAAUGCAUUUUGACCUAUGCCAACAAAACACUUGUAAUUGCUGGUUAGCACACACCUACCCUUCCAAGCAUGUCAGCAGCUCUGAAUACUUCGUUUUCUGCUAGCAGUUGUUCCCUUAAAGUCUGACGCCCUGCAACUUCUUGAAACUGUCAUGCCUUAGACUUACCUGAAUUCUCAAAUCAGAUUGCCUUUCCUAUUUAUCUCUCAGAUUUUAGUUUGGCAAGUGUUUUUAAGAGGCUGUGUACAACCGUGCUCUGGACCCAGGUAUAUUGCCAAAAAGAUCCCCACAACCAACCAUAGGAACCUGUUGUUCAUUCCCUCUGCUCUGAUACCACCCUUUCAAGUCUCUGUAGAGCUGCUCCUACAAGUAUUUCCUGGCUUGUUCAAUCAGAUGCAAAAUGCACGGAUACCUAACCCAGCUGGCAUUGGCAGUUCGGUGAGGGGAUGAUCCCCAAAACAGCCUAAUAACAACAGCAGCAAAUUAAAGGGACUGGUUAUUGCAGCUGGUUAGAGAAUGUGUGUUCAUUCUGCAUCUUUAAUACUUCUCCCUUGUCUGGCCUACUCCAAAGGUCAGCCAAAACAAUAAUAUUUUUUUCCUACUUUUACCUGUUUGAUAGCACCCAGCAGUUCAGGACAGCUACCCAAGCUGCAGACCAAAAAUCCCUGCUCAGAUUUGGGCAGAAGAAGUGUCUGAGAUCUAACCAUCCAAAUCCCAGGGAAAAGUCUCCCACAUAGGAACAAUAUGGUGCAAAUGAGCAACUUAAUUUUUUUCUUUCUCCAGUAGGAAAAGCAGGCUGAUGUGGGCCAGAUAAAUAGCUGUAAGAGAGGCAGGAGAGUUCAGAGCAGAUACAGGAGUCUCCCAGGAGCACAGGUUUGUACGUCUCCUUAGCACUCUGCAUUGGCUAUAGGAAGUGGCACCCACUGCAUCUUUGGACUUUAAAUGCCAUUUUUAAAUGCUUAACCCUUUGCAGGCUUAUAUAAUCACCACUGGAUAGCAGGACACAGCUAUGUACAACUUCAAGCCAGCUGUAGAUUUAAAUUAAACUCAUCUAUGCAACAUUAAGGAAAAUUUUACAAGACAAACCGAGUCCUUCCCGGUGACCUGCUUUUAGCCCAUUAUCCUUAUCCAGGCUGAGUGAAACAGAGCAAUCCCUGGUGCUCAGCUUCUUGUGCCUUGCAGGUAGCACCAGUGGCACGCUGACAGGACAAGGCAGUCAGAGAGGAAGGGAACCACCACCCACCCACAGCCCUUAACCCUGGAACUUCAACUGGAGUGUUGCCAUGGAGCUAUAUUGCCUUUUUUUAUUUAUUAUUAAAUUUGGUCGCUACAUCAGUCCUUCUGCAGAACUUAGGUUUGACUAAUUUACUUUUAAGAUCACAUGUAAUUGUUCUGUAGGGCCACAAAAUUAGGGCAUUAUCCAGAAAAGGUAAGGUCCACAAAAUCAACCUUUAGGUUUUGGUGGGGUUGUUAGGUUUCUAACAUAACUUUAACAAUUAAUAGCUUUGGCUGCUGUAAUGCAGGGAUUAAGCGGGACUCUCAAAGUUUCCCUAGUAAAACACCAGCUGGACCAAAAAUCCAUCAUGCAAGUUUCUCAUGCUCCCCCGUCUCUAAAGCCAGGUUGUACACAUGAAAAAUACUUCAGAUUGCGAAGUUUUGGUAGAGAAACAUAUGCAAAUAUGGUGCCACUGUAUCUCACAAACACCUACUGUGAAAUAAUUCACCCUAUGUGAGCCAACCUGGGAGAACUCGGGUAGGAGUUUGCCCUGGUUCUCCGGGCGCAGGCAGCGGCAGGGCACGGCGCGCAGGCAGCCCCUCUGCUGGCACCGUGCGGACCCGCUGCCUGCAGGGAGCCACUGCCGCAUGCGAUGGGAAAGGGUCCUUGUUCUGUACAACAAUUUGCUGUAGAUUUUUGAAUUCUCCAUGGUUUUCUUUCUUUCCAAAUACCUUUAAAUUAUAAAUGAAACUUGUAUUUUUGCAGAAAGACUGCUAUUAAGCUAUCCUGAUUUUUUUUCCUGAUCAAAUAGCGUUACUUUCCACUACCACGUUGUGUGUGGCGAGGAGCAGUGAAAGAAAAAAAAGUGGUAGUAGUACACAUGCUAUAGACACUGACAAAGACCUAAAGAAAAAUGCAUAUACAAAGUUUUACUUUCCUAAUAGGAACCCUGGCAUUAGCAAAUAGUAUAUUUGAACCAAUAGGAAAUAUUACUUUGUAGUAGCAAACACUUUGUAAAUAAAAACUUACUAUUUUUUUAAUGGAAAUUUUACAGAAGAAGCUAUUUCUGUAUACUCAACUGAUCCCAUGUUUACUGAAAAUGCUGCAAGUGGGAAUUGUACAUUGCAAAGUAGGGGUAGGGAGCAAUGUCUGCCUGAAGUGAAAAGUAUAUACAGGCUGGAGAGAAACAUCAUUCGGCUGUUUGUGAACAGGAAAGUAAAGCUGAACUGUAUAGGAACUGAAUAAAAGAAUUUCAAGGCAA